CCGUGAUGUCAGCGGCUCAGACCCAGAAGGAGGGCAGCGAGGCGGGCUGGAGCUGCCUGGAUUCUCUGGGUCUCAGUCAGAAGGAGCUGGUUCUGGCUGAGGCUUUGCAGAUGGAGUACGACGCUCUGUCCAGACUCAAGCAGGACCAGACCGGGACCCGGGCCAAGACCCCCGUCCCCUCCGAGGACCGGCCCCGCCCCGCAGGAGGAGGCCUGCUGGGGGAGCUCUCUGGGUCGGACCCCUCCCUGAACCAGCCUGGAGGGUCCCGGUCUCCGUGCUCCCCCCCCACCAGGGCGCCCCCCCCUCAGGGAGGCUUCAAAGACUCUGUGUACAUCCUGGACGGCCUCGGGGACUCCGGUGGACCCAAAGCCCCUCUCUUCCCCUCUCUUCCAGACGACGUCCCCCCCGCCUUGCCCCCCAGACAGCCACUCCCCCCCCCGGGGCCGGAGACCCCCCCCUUCCUGCCCCCCCGCGGGUCCACCGUGCCCCGCGACGUCAACCUGUUCACGCCCGACGUGGACCGGCCCAAAGUGGGCUCUGGGGAGCUGAACUACGACAACAUCAACGAGUCGCUGUCCCGCCUCAACGGGGGUGGGCAGCCGGGUCCACGGGGGCGCCGGGUCAACGGGGACCAAUCAGGGAAGCCCGUGGCUCGCAGUAAGACCCUCCCCCCUCAGGUGCCCCCCAGGACCUACAUGCCGGGACCCAAGAGCAACAAGAACCAGCGGAGGGUUUCUGCAGACCCGGUGGCGCUGGGCUCCAGGAUGAACGGGUUUGGAUACGAAUUGUUCCAAGUUUCUGAAGAGAGAGACGAAGAAGUGGCUGCUUUCUGUCACAUGCUGGAUGUCCUCCGCUCAGCGUAUCCUCACAGCGACCAAUCGAAGAACACCGGCUUCGUCUGGUCUGCGUCUGUCGGCCAUGAUGAGCUUCACCAGGCUCUGGGAGUCAGUGUGAAGGUGACCGUCAUCAGCCAACACUUCAGAGAGCCGCUCACCUUCACCUGCGAUGGCUCCUCUACAGUAGACCUGCUGAUCUAUCAGACUCUGUGUUAUGCUCAGGAUGAUCUGGAUCACCUGGAUGUGGAUCAUUACCUGCUGAAGGUCUGCGGACACGAUGAGUAUCUACACAAUUCUCAGACUCUUGCAGGUCUUGAGUUUGUUCAACAGUGUCUGAAGUUCGACUGGGACGUCCGACUGUUUCUCACCAAGAGAUCUGACAUCACCACAGAGCUGUCCAAAGACGAUGAUGACACAUCUUCCUCCAUGAACCACAGCAUCCUGCUGCAGGAGCGUCCAAUCAAACAGACCGUCACCAGAGAGGCUCUGAGUCUGCUGCUGGACACCUUCCACAACGAGGCCGAGUCCUUCCUCAUGUCUGAGGCGGAGCUGUCGCUGCACGUGGAGCGUCUCGUCCAAUCGGUGAAGGCGCUCUGCAGCUCGUUGGCUGCCGUGGAAACGCCUGACGUAACGUCGGCCCUCAGCCAGCUCCCAGCAUGCCCCUGUCGCCUGCAGCCCAAAGUCCUGAAGGAUGCAUCAGUGCUGUCCGUCAGAGAGAACAGAGACAAAGUGGUGGAGAGGUUGACGGCGGCCAUCUUGGAUCUGGUGGAGCUGUACUGCUGCACCUUUAAUGCAAACUUCCAUCCGACUCCUCAGAACCUCAGCUGCUCUGCUCCGGUUCAGGAAGCCGGACUCAUUAACAACGUCCUGUCAUUCAGUGUGUACGCUGCUCACCGCAUCCCCAUCACCUGGGCCGCAAGUUAUGAAGGCUUCUUCCUGUCCUGCUCUCUGACUCAUGGAGGGGAGGAGCUCUGUGCUCCGCAGCACACCAGCAAACAGUCUGUCAGCAAAUACCUGUUUCACCUGGUGGUCUGGGACCAGAGAGUGUGUUUCCCGGUGCAGAUCAAUCAGCUCCCUCGUGAGUCUCAGCUGACAGUGACUCUGUACGCCAGCUCUCUGCCGCCUCCUGGAGGAGCGGAGGAGAAGGGGAAGCAGCGGAGGAGCAUCGAGGCGCUGGGCUGGGUCACUAUGCCUCUGUUCAACUUCAGACAUGUGCUGACAUGUGGCAGGAAGCUGCUGGGUCUCUGGCCGUCUACACCGGGCAGGACUCGCUCCAGCUCUCCUAACUUCAGCCAACCGGACAGCGUCAUCCUGCAGGUGGACUUCCCCACCUCGUCCUUCGAGGUGCGCUUCAGCACGCCGCCUCCAGCUGACUUCUGUCCUCAGUACGACUUCAGCAGGCUGGACGCCGUCAGUCAGAUCACACUGCAGGACGUCCUACACAAGAAGGCUGUGUUCUGGUUGACGGCGGAGGACCGGCGCCUGCUGUGGGAGAAGAAGGCUUUCUGCCAGGCAGAGCGAGCAGCGCUGCCUCUGGUUCUGGCCAGCGCCCCCUGCUGGCAGUGGACCUGUCUGCCUGAGAUCUACGCUCUGCUCAGACAGUGGUGCUGCCUGGAACACCUGGAUGCUCUGGGCCUGCUGCACGCCUCGUUCCCGGACCAGGAACUGAGGAGGACGGCUGUCCAAUGGAUGGACUCCAUCUCAGAACCGGAGCUGCUGGACUUCCUGCCUCAGCUGGUCCAGGCUCUGAAGUACGAGUGUUACCUGGACAGCUCUCUGAUUCGCUUCCUGUUACGUAGAGCCAUCGGAGACGUUCGCAUCGCUCACUACCUGUUCUGGCUACUGAAGGACAACCUGCAGGACAGCCAGUUCAGCGCUCGCUAUCAGCAUCUUCUGGCUGCUCUGCUUUGCUGCGUCGGUCGAGGUCUGAGAGACGAGUUCGACCGUCAGUGCUGGCUCGUCUCCGUCCUCGCUAAGGUGGCUCAGAAGGUCCGGGACGCCCCCCCGUCCAGCAGACAGUCUGUCCUCAGAGACGGUCUGGAGGAGAUGAAGCAGUUCUUCUCGGUGAACAGCAGCUGCAGACUUCCUCUGAAUCCGGCGAUGCUGGUCCAAGGAAUCAACAUCCAGUCUUGCUCUUUCUACAACUCCAACGCUGUUCCUCUCAAACUGUCGUUCAAAAACCUCGACCCGCUCGGAGACAACGUCAACGUCAUCUUCAAGUCGGGGGACGACCUGCGGCAGGAUAUGCUGACUCUGCAGAUAAUCCGCAUCAUGAAUAAGAUCUGGAUCCAGGAGGGUCUGGACAUGAGGAUGGUGAUCUUUAAAUGUUUCUCCACCGGCAGAGGACGAGGUAUGGUGGAGAUGAUCCCGCAGGCCGACACGCUGAGGAGGAUCCAGGUGGAGCACGGAGUCACCGGAUCCUUCAAAGACCGGCCGCUCGCUGAUUGGCUGCAGAAACACAAUCCUACCGACGAGCAGUACGACAAGGCGGUGGAGAACUUCAUCUACUCGUGUGCCGGCUGUUGCGUAGCAACGUAUAUUUUGGGAAUCUGCGACCGACACAACGACAACAUCAUGCUGAAGACGAGCGGUCACAUGUUCCACAUCGACUUCGGGAAGUUCCUCGGACACGCGCAGAUGUUCGGAAACAUCAAGAGAGACCGCGCCCCCUUCGUGUUCACCUCCGACAUGGCCUACGUCAUCAACGGAGGAGACAAACCUUCCAGCCGCUUCCACGACUUCGUGGAUCUGUGCUGCGAAGCGUACAACCUGAUCAGGAAACACACACACCUGUUCCUCAACCUGCUGGGCCUGAUGUUGUCCUGUGGGAUCCCUGAACUCUCUGAUCUGGAUGAUCUGAAGUACGUCUACGAUGCUCUGAGACCUCAUGAAUCUGAAGCUGAUGCCACCAUGUACUUCACCAGGCUGAUAGAGUCCAGUCUCGGCAGUGUUGCCACCAAACUGAACUUCUUCAUCCAUAAUCUGGCUCAGAUGAAGUUUGCGUCUACGGAGGAUCGUCCCACGCUGUCGUUCGCUCCCAGAGUUCACACAGCGAGGAGCGACGGCCUCAUCAGGAGCCUCUACAUCUGCAGACACGUCCGCUCUGCCAACAAGGGAUACGCCUUCGUAGUGAAGGUGGAGCGUGAAGGGCAGCUCGAGGCUUCACUGGUUCAGAGAACGUUUGAAGAGUUUCAUGAACUGCACAGUAAACUGAGACUGAUGUUCCCUUCAUCUAAACUACCCAGCUUCCCGAGCCGCUUUGUGAUUGGCCGGUCUCGUGGCGAGGCGACGGCCGACCGCAGGAAGGACGAGCUGAACGGUUACGUUUGGCACCUGAUCCACGCCGAGCCCGAGGUCGCUCAGUGUGACAUCGUUUAUACUUUCUUCCAUCCGCUGCCCAGAGACGAGAAGACAGGAAGUACACCUGGAAAACCAGCAGAGAUCUCGUGGUCUCCGGUCUCAGUUUCGGGGAAAGAACUCGGUGAAGUCAAACUAUCGAUCUGCUACAAGAACGACAAACUGUUCAUCAUGGUGAUGCACAUCAGAGGCCUGGUCACCCUGCAGGACGGGACUGAUCCAGACCCGUAUGUGAAGCUUUAUCUUCUUCCUGAUCCUCAAAAAACCAGCAAGAGGAAAACGAAGGCGGCGCGAAGAACCUGCAACCCCACGUACAACGAGAUGCUGGUGUACGAGCGGAUCCCUCGGGGGGAUCUGGAGCAGAGAGUGAUCCACCUGCGUGUUCUGGGUGACGGAUCCUUCUGGGAGAACACGCCUGGAGAAACCUUCAUCCCUCUGAAGAGGCUGGUACCGGGUCAGCACUGGGUGGACUGGCACCAGCUGGGGGGCCGCAGGGGCCCGACCCCCCCCCACUGACACACACACACACACACACACACACACUGACCCCCCCCCACUGACACACAC
Messenger RNA from Scomber scombrus (Atlantic mackerel), 4760 nucleotides. RefSeq names its product phosphatidylinositol-4-phosphate 3-kinase, catalytic subunit type 2 beta (gene pik3c2b). Gene Ontology annotation, molecular function: phosphatidylinositol binding; 1-phosphatidylinositol-3-kinase activity; 1-phosphatidylinositol-4-phosphate 3-kinase activity. Gene Ontology annotation, cellular component: cytoplasm; plasma membrane; phosphatidylinositol 3-kinase complex. Gene Ontology annotation, biological process: cell migration; phosphatidylinositol-mediated signaling; phosphatidylinositol 3-kinase/protein kinase B signal transduction. The record is from RefSeq and is a predicted model, not a curated record. Lineage: Eukaryota; Metazoa; Chordata; Actinopteri; Scombriformes; Scombridae.